UUAUUUUUUAUUUUAUCUUUUUAUUUUUUUUCUUCCUAUAAAUCUGUUCCGAAUCUCUCUUUUACUCUCCUUCCUCUCUUUAUCGGCACUCUCAUCUCUGUUCUCCCGCCGGAGUUCUCUCGCACGAAGGAGGUGGGACAAGAGGUGUUGCUGUCGCGGGUCUCGAAGAGCUUGAAGAAAAAAUGAAUCACUGUGCGAUGCAACAGCAGAACGCCUUUGUUGCCUGCGAAGAGAUGAGGACCCCCUUCGCCGUAGCAGAGAGGAAGCCGCCUGUCCUCUGUCCCAAGCCUCGGCGAGUAAGCUCGUUCGCUUCCGUCGGAGAUUCCGUCCGGCCUCUUAGAUGGCACAGUCAUCAAUUGGAUAUCUCUGAUUCGAAGGCCGGGGCAGACCUCCUUGACAUAUUUCUUUCAAAGGGAGGAGAGCAGAGUCAAGUUUCUUGUUCACCACCCUUCUUCUGUGGCUCGCCGCCGAGCCGUGCGGCGAACCCAGUCGUCCACGACGCCCGCUUCGGCGAGGACCGCCCACCAGCGCCCUUCGCCCCUUCCCAACUAACCCAAACCGGCCCGCCUGUGUCCCCCAAGCAAGGCUGUGCCCACGCCAAGUUUGGUCUGGUUCCGGCAGCCGUGCGUGUCGAGGGUUUUGACUGCCUCAACCGCGGCCGCCGGAGCUGCAGCAGCAUAACCGCUGUGGCCUAAACCGGUCCCUUCUUCCGGCGCGUUCUCGGCCCCAUUUUGGAGCGCUGCCGAGGAAGAGAAUAACAAAACAAAGAGGACAAAAACAAUAACAAAGAGGACAAACUAUAAUCCAAAAUUUAGGGUGCCAAAAUUAGCAACGGAGAUGGCGAAGAAGAGAGUUAAAUUAAAAUGGAGCUCUGAGGUAUUUUGCAAGUCCUUCAAGCUUUUUCUCUCACUGUACAUUUUUCUAGUAACAAUCUGUCCGUAAUUCAAGUUCAUGUAGAUACAAAGUAAGAGAUGAGAGAUGAGAGAUGAGAGGAAGAAGGCUAUUUUUUUUUUUUUUAGUUUUUCUGUGUUUUUAUUUUGAUCCAUGAAUUGGAUUUGAGCUAUUGUUCUCAAGAGCUAUAGCCUGGAGGGGGAGUUUGCUUUUUGAGCUCAAAAGUUCUGGAUCUCUUCCAACUCCAAAAUUGUUAUUGUAAAAAUCUUAGGCUGUUCGACUCAUCUGUUGUGUCCCUCGAUUCUGUAAAUAUUCAAUUUGUAUAAAAAUAUGCUUGAAUCAUGAAAUCCAGGGUCAAUUAUUUGCCCAUGCUCUUUCUCUUCGUCUUA
Messenger RNA from Zingiber officinale, 1280 nucleotides. RefSeq lists its product as uncharacterized. The record is from RefSeq and is a predicted model, not a curated record. The transcript has 4 exons. The coding region runs from base 183 to 695 and encodes 170 amino acids. NCBI's taxonomy places the organism in Eukaryota, Viridiplantae, Streptophyta, Magnoliopsida, Zingiberales, Zingiberaceae.